Molecule: messenger RNA, 1809 nt
Organism: Sodiomyces alkalinus F11
Lineage: Eukaryota; Fungi; Ascomycota; Sordariomycetes; Glomerellales; Plectosphaerellaceae
Product: alcohol oxidase-like protein
Exons: 4
Coding region: 1-1809 (602 amino acids)
Molecular function (GO): oxidoreductase activity, acting on CH-OH group of donors; flavin adenine dinucleotide binding
Source: RefSeq, a predicted model, not a curated record
AUGGCUGGAAUCGUCAAUCACCUUCCCUGCGGCCUCAAUGAGGUGGACGUUAUUAUUGCCGGAGGUGGUACUGCCGGCCUUGUUGUCGCCGCCAGAUUGAGCGAUGCGGACCCGAAUCUUUCUAUCCUGGUUAUUGAGCGUGGCCAAAACAACUUCAAUGACCCUUCCAUUGUCCAUCCGGUGCUCUUCCUGAGCCAUAUGAUGCCCACCAGCAAAACCACUCUCUUUUACCAAGGCGGCAAGGAAGGCGAGCUGGCCGACCGGGAGCUCGUCGUGCCUGCAGGCGGUGUCCUGGGUGGUGGAUCGUCUAUCAACCUCUUGACCUACAGCCGUGCUCAGCGGGAAGACUUCGACGAGUGGGGUGUCCCCGGCUGGACGGCCGAGGACAUGAUCCCCUACUUGCAGAAGCUCGAGACCUACCACGGUCCAGGCACGCUGGAGACGCACGGCGACAGCGGUCCCGUUCAGAUCUCCCGUGGCCCCUUCGAGGCUGUCUCUACGUCGGAGGACGACUUCCUCCAGGCUGCUGCUCAGGUUGGCUGGCCCGAAGUUCCAGACUUGCAGGACCUCGACACGAACAACGCUUUCUCGAGAAACAUGCGCUUCAUCAGCCCCGACGGCAAGCGACAGGACUCCGCCCACACCUACCUCCAUCCUCGUCUCCAGGACGGCAACCACCCCAACUUGCACAUCCUCACCGAGCAUCUCGUGGUUCGCGUCGUCUUCGAGGGUAAGAAGGCUGUCGGCGUCGAGUUCCAGCCUAACCCGCUGUUCCAAGAAGGUCGCAACACCGUCAGGACCGUCAGGGCCAGGAAGCAAGUCAUCCUCUCCGCCGGCGCCCUCGGUACGCCCCUCGUGCUCGAGCGGUCUGGUAUUGGUCACCCCAAAUAUCUCACUCGCGCCGGUAUCAAGCCGGUUGCUCCGCUUCAAGGCGUCGGCGAAAACUACCUAGACCACCACCUGCUCACGCAUCCCUACAAAUCGAGCCUACUUCCCAACGAGACAGUUGACGCCAUCUACGGCGGCCGGAUCGACCUCGGUGAGCUGAUGCAGACCAAUGCCCCCAUUCUCGGAUGGAACGCCGCCGACGUUACCGCCAAGGUUCGACCGACCGAAGAAGAGGUGGCUGCCCUUGGUCCCAGCUUCCAGGCUGCCUGGGAUCGGGACUACCGGGACAAGCCCAACAAGCCGCUUAUGAUCACGACUUCUCUCAAUGGUUUCCCGGGUGACCCGACCGGCCUUCCCGUCGGCCAGUAUCUGUCGGUGUCGACCUUCACCGUGUACCCCUAUUCUCGCGGCCACAUUCAUAUCACCGGUCCCAAUGCGUUGGACCCGUACGAUUUCAAGACGGGCUUCUUCACGGACUGCGGCGGUAUCGAUCUCACGAAGGCCAUGUGGGCCUACAAGAAACAGCGCGAGAUCAUGCGCCGCCUCAAGGUUUACAGGGGCGAAUACGCCCCUGGCCACCCGCCCUUCCCGCAGGGCUCGGACGCCGCCCUCGUCGAGACGGACGGCCCUCUCACCGACGUCAAGGACAUUGUCUACACGGCCGAGGAUGACGCUGUCCUCGAGCAAUGGAUCCGUCAAAACGUCGGUACAACCUGGCACUCCAUGGGCACGGCUAAGAUGGCGCCCCGCGAUGAGAACGGCGUCGUCGACGCUACCCUCAGCGUCUAUGGUGUCCAGAACCUCAAAAUCGCCGAUCUCUCCAUCCCUCCCGGGAACGUUGCUGCCAAUACCGCCAACACUGCUUUCGCAAUUGGCGAGAAGGCGGCUGACAUUCUCAUCGAAGAACUUGGCCUGGCCUGA